Juglans microcarpa x Juglans regia is the source of this 1516-nucleotide messenger RNA. Its product is annotated as ADP-ribosylation factor GTPase-activating protein AGD12-like. Gene Ontology annotation, molecular function: GTPase activator activity; phospholipid binding. Lineage: Eukaryota; Viridiplantae; Streptophyta; Magnoliopsida; Fagales; Juglandaceae. The coding region runs from base 463 to 1455 and encodes 330 amino acids. The transcript has 10 exons. The record is from RefSeq and is a predicted model, not a curated record.
AAAGAAAUGAGAGGAGACUCGGUAUUGGAGUAGUUGAGAUGGACAACAAAGAACCACCACAAUUGAAGAGGAAUUAGGAUUGCUACCAUUCAACGCCGACUGAGCUCUCUCUCUCUCUCCAGCACUGACAACUCCAAUUAGAGUCAGAGUCUGCUCCUGAUUGGAGUCGGAGUCCGAGCCUAACUUUGACUCUGACUUUUGUCGAAGUCAAAGCUUGGAGUUGGACUUUUUACCCCGUCGGAGUCGGAGCCUAGCCCUACAUAUUGAUUGAUAAGGGUGAAGUGAAUAGGUGUAUUUAUGACGAUGAAACACCGGCUUUCCAUCUUCCAAAUCAAGAGCGUCUGAAGCAAAACAUCGCAAUAAUACCUCCGCACCCCUUUCUCCCAUCCUCCGGAGCUCUUUGGAUUUGGAGGCGGGCAAUUUUCAUUUCCUGCAUAUUUCUGGUGAGAUAUAAGCAGAGCAAUGAGUAAACAUCAACUGGAACUUGGGAGGCCUGCUUCAGGUAAGAGAAGACUAAAAGAUUUAUUGCUUCAAAAAGAUAAUCGCUUUUGUGCUGAUUGUGGUGCCCCAGAUCCUAAAUGGGCGUCAGCAAAUAUUGGAGUUUUUAUAUGCUUGAAAUGCUGUGGUGUACACAGGAGCCUUGGUACCCAUAUAUCUAAGGUUUUGUCUGUGACAUUGGAUGAUUGGUCUGGUGAUGAAAUUGAUGCCAUGGUUGAAGUUGGAGGAAAUUCUUCUGCUAAUGCAAUAUAUGAGGCUUUUAUACCUGAAGGAUAUGCAAAGCCUGGACCAGAUGCCAGUCAUGAUGAGCGUGCACAAUUCAUCCGGGCUAAGUAUGAGCUUCAAGAGUUUUUGAAACCUAGCCUGCGGAUUGUGUCACUUCAGUCUGGAAAAAGUUCUCUUCAGUCAAGUUCUUCUAGAAAGAUUGUGGACAGUUUUCAAUCAAAUUCUUCUCACCAUUCGGAAGGCAUGGUAGAAUUUAUUGGACUAUUGAAGGUUAAAGUUAUAAAAGGUACAAAUUUAGCUAUCAGAGAUAUGAUGUCAAGUGAUCCAUAUGUAGUCUUGACUCUUGGGCAGCAGACUAUUCGGACUACUACAAUCAAGAGCAACUUGAAUCCAGUCUGGAAUGAGGAACUAAUGCUGUCUGUUCCUCAUCAUUAUGGGCCCUUGAAGUUGCAAGUAUUUGAUCACGACGCAUUUUCAUCUGAUGAUAUUAUGGGAGAAGCAGAGGUUGAUCUCCAGCCCUUGAUACAAUCUGCAAUGGCAUUUGGAGAUGCAGGGAUGUUUGGAAACAUGCAGAUUGGGAAAUGGCUGAAAUCGCAUGACAAUGCCCUGGUAAAUGAUAGCACUGUCAAUAUUGUUGAUGGCAGGGUGAAACAGGAGAUGUCCCUCAAACUACAGAAUGUGGAAUCUGGAGAACUAGAUCUAGAAUUAGAGUGGAUGCCACUUGAUCAAUAGACAUAUUUUUCUUGUUCCUUCCCAAUGCUUCUAAUAAAAACUUAUAACAUUGAUUUACUCA